UGGAGGCAGAGUCGAUCACUCCUCAGUUGGCAUCACCGCUCGAAACCUCCACACUGCAUCACGCCCUGAGUGGAAUGGAAGAAAAGGACAAGAAAGAAAAUGAGGAGUACACCGGAGAGAUAAAGGGUGGACUGCGGCCUUCAAUGAAACUGGUUGUCAUGGGAAUUAUUAACAAAAAACCCAAGAGCAUCGAGGUGAUUCUGUCCAGUGAGCCUCAGGAGGAGGACGCAGACGGUGAUGUGGGACUUCAGUUAAAUGUGAACUUCAUGGAUAAGGCCGUCGAACGCAACGCUCGCCUGGCUGGAAAGUGGGGAAGACCUGAAACUACUCUCUCCUACUUUCCGUUUGCACCUGGAGAAUCCUUCAAGAUGGAGAUAGUUUGUGAGCACCAGCAGUUUCGCAUCUUGGUGGACGGACAGCCUCUGUGCGGAUUCACCCACCGGCUCACCCGGCUCGCUUCCCUCACUGCCUUACGGGUCUUUGGAGACUUUCAGCUCACCAAGGUGGCCUAGCACCAGCGCCUGACGUUGUGGGGACAACAGUACAAACGGUUAGAAUAGAGCUACUUUGAAUGAAUUAACCCAUGAUGGGGCUGUGGGGGAACAAAGUGACGCCUGCCUCGUAAUCACGAGUUAAGUGCCUGGUAGAUUACCUGUUUGGGGACUUGAAGUUAGACUGAAUGUAACAGUCGUCUGUGUCUUAAAUCAACUGAGGAAUGUGAUUAGAACUGAAGCAAUUUGUGGUUUAAACUAUACUAUUUUCCCUUCCUGAUGAACAUUUGCACAGAUGUGAUGCGUCGCUGAUAAAAGGAGUGCUGCAUCCGUCUGUGUGCUUUCGAAUCUCAGACCUCUGGAGUUAACCUUUGAAAGCACUUACGUUUACGAGCACCUGCAUGAAGAUGAAUGUUUCUGAAAUCAACUGAUUGUCAUUCUGUGCCCAACUCAGUAUAUAAUGAUGUAAAGCGAUUUGCGUAGCCUACGUUAGUGCAUGCCAGUAACACACACACUGUUUGUUGCAUUCCUCUCAGUUUGCCUCCAGAUUAAACACAAAGCUGCAGAGGUUUACGUCACACUUUGUUAUUGUACCAUUAUCAACUAUGAAAAGCCACCAACACCCACUGGUUCAUGUACUUUUCUUUUACCCCGAGCACUUUUUGUGUGAAUGUUUCAUAUUGACUUAACUUUACUGCAAUAAAUCACUUUUGU
Messenger RNA from Anarrhichthys ocellatus (wolf-eel), 1205 nucleotides. Its product is annotated as galectin-related protein B. The coding region runs from base 75 to 512 and encodes 145 amino acids. The transcript is spliced from 4 exons. Gene Ontology annotation, molecular function: carbohydrate binding. NCBI's taxonomy places the organism in Eukaryota, Metazoa, Chordata, Actinopteri, Perciformes, Anarhichadidae. The record is from RefSeq and is a predicted model, not a curated record.